AUGCACACGGGUGCAUUGAUUGGAGGCCUUCCGUACUAUAGUGUCGCAUCUGCACAAUCAAUGUGGAAAGGCUGCUGCUGGUGUGGUGGUUCAGGUGGUGGAAGAGGAACCAUGGGUUUGGGCUGCUUCAGCUGUGCCAAAGGCCGGUUCCUCAGGUCUGGUUAUGGACUGGACUCUACAGAUCAGGCAUACAGGUCUGGCUUUGCCUCUGGGGAGAUCAUUAUUGUGGUUGCAGAUCUUUGCCCUCAUCAAGGUAAUGAAAAGUGGUGCCCUCAAUGGGCUGGGCAACGCAAUCAAUAUGGUGCCCAUAAUCACUUGGAUUUCUCUCACCCACCACCAGGCAUCGACAACAACAAUUUUGUCUUUACUCCUAUCCGAUGCCCUCGUGACCUGCGCCACAGAUACCACCAGAUGUCAAAGUGUCAUCGAUGA
Molecule: messenger RNA, 432 nt
Organism: Durusdinium trenchii
Lineage: Eukaryota; Dinophyceae; Suessiales; Symbiodiniaceae
Source: the annotation of a GenBank genome assembly